Molecule: messenger RNA, 236 nt
Organism: Acaulospora morrowiae
Lineage: Eukaryota; Fungi; Glomeromycota; Glomeromycetes; Diversisporales; Acaulosporaceae
Source: the annotation of a GenBank genome assembly
CAUAGCCGAGAGCGAUAGAAAGUUUAUUGACAAUGUGUCGUUCUAUAUCUGGGAUCGUUACAUAAUCUAUUUCAGGAUGUACAACUCGAUACUCAAUCAUGUGUCAUACAUCACAUUAAGAGCGGAGCUCAUACGUAUAACUUUUAUUCCAAUACAAGACACACCACAUGACAUAAUAUAUAAUCCUGAAUCCUUUAUUAGCAAAGCCAGUAUGACCGAUACAAUAAAAAUACAUG